AUGGCUUCCACAGGACAACAGACCCCAAUGCCCGACAGGUCGAGCGGAUCGGUCUCGCCUACCCAGACCGUCGAUGUCGAAAAGUCUGGACGCCCGGACUCGAUCAAGCAGCACGAUGACGCCGCCAAGGUGACCGAGAGCGGCGCCGUGGAGCAGACCAUGUUUGGCGAGAAGCGAGACCAGUAUCGCAGCGAGGAGGACUACAUGUACGAGCAGCAAAAGAUGUCCGAGGGUGACCACAAAUUCCACCGUCUCGGUUGGAAGAAGCUCACCGUUUGCCUCAUCGUCGAGGCCAUUGCCCUCGGUGCGCUCUCCAUCCCUUCGGCAUUUGCUACGCUCGGAAUGGUCGCCGGCGUCAUCGUGUGUAUCGGUGUCGGCAUCAUCGCCAUCUACACCAGCUACAUCGUCGGCCAGGUCAAGAUCAAGUUCCCCCAGGUUUCGCACUACGCUGACGCCGGUCAGCUCAUGAUGGGCCGCUUCGGCUACGAGCUCAUCGGGGCCAUGUUUGCCCUCCAGCUCACGCUCCUCGUAGGAUCGCACUGCCUCACCGGAACCAUCGCCUUCCUCAACCUCAGCAGCAACGCCAUCUGCUCGCUCGUCUUUGGUGUCAUCUCGGCCAUCAUCCUCUUCAUCGUCGCUGUGCCACCCACCUUCUCCGAGGUUGCGGUGCUCGGCUACAUCGACUUCGCCUCCAUCAUCGUUGCCAUCGGCGUCACCAUCAUUGGCACGGGCGUCAGGUCCCACCAGGAGCCCCAGUCGCUCAUGCCCGCACAGUGGUCCGCCUGGCCCAAGGAGGGCACCACCUUUGCCGACGCCUGGGUCGCUCUCACCAACAUUGUCUUCGCCUACUCCUUUGCCGUCUGCCAAUUCUCGUUCAUGGACGAGAUGCACACGCCCACCGACUACGUAAAGAGCAUCUGGGCUCUCGGCAUCAUCGAGAUUGUCAUCUACACGCUCACAGGCGCCCUCAUCUACGCCUUUGUCGGUGCCGACGUCAGGUCGCCCGCCCUCCUCUCGGCUGGCACCACGCUCAGCAAGGUGGCGUUCGGCAUUGCGCUCCCUGUCAUCUUCAUCUCGGGCUCUAUCAACACCACCGUCGUCGCGCGCUACAUUCACGGCCGCGUCUUCAAGAACUCGGUCAUUCGCUACGUCAACACGCCCAUGGGCUGGGCGACGUGGCUGGGUCUGGUUGCGCUCAUCACCGUCAUCGCCUGGGUGGUGGCCGAGGCCAUCCCCUUCUUCUCGGAUCUGCUCGGAAUCAUGUCGGCGCUCUUCAUCUCGGGCUUCACCUUCUACUUCCCUGCGCUCAUGUGGUUCCUGCUCAUCAAGGAGGGCAAGUGGAACGCUACGCGUUGGAACACCAUCCUCAGCGUCAUCAACGCCGCCGUCUUCCUUCUCGGCCUGCUCAUCCUUGGGUGUGGUACCUACGCAUCGGUCAAGGACAUUGUCGACCAGUAUGCAAAGGGCACCGUCCGAGGCUCGUUCACAUGCGAGCCCAUCGGCUAA
This is a messenger RNA of Moesziomyces antarcticus, 1506 nucleotides long. Its product is annotated as amino acid transporter. The coding region runs from base 1 to 1506 and encodes 501 amino acids. The record is from RefSeq and is a predicted model, not a curated record. Gene Ontology annotation, cellular component: vacuolar membrane. Gene Ontology annotation, biological process: amino acid transmembrane transport. Gene Ontology annotation, molecular function: amino acid transmembrane transporter activity. NCBI's taxonomy places the organism in Eukaryota, Fungi, Basidiomycota, Ustilaginomycetes, Ustilaginales, Ustilaginaceae. The transcript has a single exon.